CCUCACUCCCUCUGAGCUCGCAGAUGAGGUUCACCGCUACGCCUCAGUCACGUGGCUCUCCUCAUGGAAGGGUUUGCUUUCUGCGGCUCGUCAGCAGAGCCAGCGGGGUUGAGGCUGAGAUGUGAGAUGCAACUCAGAGGGACUCGCUUAUAGAGGCAAAGUUAUGGCACGGUCAUCCUCUGAGAAAAAGGCCCCGCAGCAAUUUUUCUCUGCCAAAAAGUCCCUCGCUGGUGACGCGCAAGCCUCCCUGGGACGCACAACUGCGGAGCGAGAAGACUCCAAAUUACGCGUCAAAUUAAACUAAAAAUAGGGGCUGAAGCGCAUCUACUGAAGGAUAUUUCAGUGUUAAGUUGAGUGAGAGGCACAAUGCAACAGGCCUGUGACGUGAAGAUAAAUAAUAGCUCACAGCUCCACAAGGUCUAACACUAAUCUUGAGGCAGCCGUAGUCAAGUGCCCCUUGACCAACCUGAGAAUGACACUCAGAGAAUAGGACUCCUGAGUUUAUUCGUCACUUCCAGAACCUUCAGGCAUACAACCGAAACACUGUUAGAGUGAAACCAAGGCAGCCAUGAACCUGUUCAGGAAGGAUGCCAUGACCACUAAGAAGGAGAAAGAAAAAGAGAUCCAGUAUGAGGACCCUCCAGAUGGAGGUUGGGGCUGGAUGGUAGUGCUGCAUUGCUUCCUGGUAAACGUCCUGGUGAUGGGAACACUGAAGAGCUUUGGGAUCUUCUUCGUGGCAUUCCAAGAUGAGUUUGGAGGCUCGUCGGAGAGCAUCAGCUGGAUCGGUUCCAUCAUGUCAAGCCUCCGUCUGUCUGGAGCACCCCUUGCCUCUGUGGCCUGUGCCAAGCUAGGGGCCAGGGUGACCUCCAUUGCUGGGGCAGUGCUGGUUAGCGGAGGCUUCCUCCUCAGUAUUUUUGCCAACAGUGUGGUGUUCCUCUACGUCAGUAUGGGAGUGAUAGUUGGAAUGGGUUUUGCACUACUAUACCAAUCCUUCUCAGUGGUCACGGCGCUGUACUUCCGAAAGAGGCUCGCAACAGCUUAUGCGAUCGGGCGUUCUGGGAUGGGUUUGACCUUUGCACUUGCACCAUUCACUCAGCUGCUCCUGGACAAAUAUGCUUGGCAAGGGGCAAUGCUGAUUCUUGGCGGUCUCAUGCUGAAUCUGGUGGCCACUGGGAUGCUUCUGCGACCCAUCAAAGUGAAGCCUUCCAAUUUUAACCCUACCUCUUCUCCCAUCCAAAAGAGCCCUGCUGUUUCCCUUAAGAGCUCCUCAGAGAAGGAAUACACUAAGAGCUGCUUGAAUGGCUCCUCUCAUUUAUCCAAUGGUAUCUCUAAAUCAGACUCCUUCCCAUCCCCUCCUCCUCCUCCUCCUCACGGGGACACUGAGAACCUGGGGCAACAAUGUACUCAGGGACUCAAGGAUCAGUCAGUGAACCCUGAACUGACCAGGCUGGUCCUCAAUGGUGUGAACGGCCAUGAGCCCCACCAUGACUUAGGUCAGUGUAAACCCACAACUCCAGACCGCUCAGCGGAGCUCAAUGGCAGCAUGAAUGCAUCGACCAUUGUUGGAUUUCCUUCACAUGCCAGCACACCAAGUGAAGAGACCGUCAGAAAAGCCAAAGUACUGGAUUUCUCCCUGCUAAGGGACCCGUUCUUUUGCAUCUACACUUGGUCCUUGGUCUUCAGUCAGCUGGCCUACUUCAUCCCCUAUUUCCACCUGUCUGCCCGUGCCAGAACCCUGGGCAUCGAUGCCAUGGAUGCUUCCUUUAUCAUCUCUGUGGCAGGUAUCACAGAGACCAUUGCCCAGCUGGCCUCAGGCUGGGUGGCAGACAGGAACCUGUUUCAUAAAUACCACUACCACAAGGCCUACCUGAUCCUCUGUGGCCUGGUCAACCUGCUCUCCCCGCUGGCCACCUCCUACAUCCUGCUGAUGGUUUACGCUAUUUUCUUUGCAAUUUUCUGUGGUGGAUACAUGGCACUGCUGCUGCCCGUUUUAGUAGAUCUCGUGGGGUCAGAGAAACUCAACAACUCCAUGGGCUUCUCCAUGUUCUUUGUUGGCCUGGGUUGCCUGACAGGGCCUCCUUUGGCAGGGUUCCUGUACGACUACACUCAGACAUACGACUGUUCUUUCUACCUGGCUGGGCUCUGCUAUCUGCUCUCCUCCAUCUCCCUGUUCAUGGAGCCGUUGGCUCAACGCUGGAAAGCCAGGAACAAACUAACCAGGGACAAGAGAGCAGAGAGCAGCUGUAAGACCAAUGGCUGCUUCGCACCCGACCGCCUGCAGAACGGCACUGUGUAGGAAUGAAACCCAAGGAAGGCCUUCCAUCUUGAACCAGCAUGCUCAUAACUUGCCAUGUGCCUGCAUGCCUUGGACCUUGGACUCCAGCUUAAAGUAGUGACCCAAGUGGCCCUUAAUUUUCUGCAGGAGCAUAACACAGGCCAUGGAGAAGAAGGUUAUGAACACAGUAACACGAGGUCUAAGAAGAGGUGAAUAGAUGAUUAAAAAGCCAAAAUUUUGUUCUACAAACUGUUUUGUCCCCUAUUUUUGUUCUUAUCAGCGGCUCAUGCAUCCAAACCGAAGAUAAUUGCCCACAUACUGUACAUCAUCCAGCACAUUUUAAUAUUAGCAUAUUUGCAACCAUAACUUAUUAAAACGUAAUACAUAAAUCAGUUUUCCAAUGCACCAACAAAACAUGUCACUGCACAUGACAUGGCUGGAAACAAAGCGUCCUUUCUUCAACUAUUUUUUCUGUGAUGACAUUAAUAGAUGCAAAUAUCCGUGAAGGAAUACUUUCCCCCUGAUUUCUUUGGAAGCCUUUACCUGUGUCUGUAAACCUGUACUCACUGAUAUGCACUUUGGGCCAAGUUGUCAUUAUGCUGCAUGACAUUUCCUCUGACCUUUAACUGUCAGAUAGUUAGGAUACUGAGCAACCACUUAAUUGCAGCCUGCGUCUAUGACACGAUGUGUAAUCUGCUCUUUGAAGCCAAAAAGCAGCAACUGCUUCAGUAGUUUAACAUAGAAAAAAAGUCUUCGUAUCAACACGAUUAUUGUAGCCACGUGGGUAGAUUGUAUGGCAUGUGCUAGUAUUUUGAGGUAUUACGAUGCGCACUCAUACACUAGUAUUUAUAUCUUCUAAUUACUAUUCUGCCCGGUUUUUACCCAUUAAUUACAUCAGCUCACUUUCUCACGCACACACUAUUCAAACAUCAAAAUGUUCAGCCUAUUUAGGACAUCUGUACUUCUUUUCAGAUAGUUUGAUAUUUUUAAUGUUCAAAGUCUGACAUUUUCUUUUCCUCUGGAACCCCUUCAUAGCCAUCUCAUUCAUACUGCCAUCUAAAUACUACCCUUUAUACCUAAUGACAUGAGUUCUGUUUUUCAUACCUCUCAGUUUUUCUGGAAUCACAGUUGAAGCUUUAAACUUUUUUUUUAGAGCUUUUCAGAAGUUAUAAUGCGUGUGCUGGUGACACUGACUUCUGGCAAUGGAGCAUUCAAGGGCAGUGGGAAGUUGAGCUAAAAUCUCAGCUUCGUUCAGCACUUGCGCAUUAACAGACUCUUCAACUACUUUCGCAUAAAGUAACCCUUUCACUGCUUUGAUUUCAACCUGAUUUCAACGGCCUUCAGUGUCAUUGUUUGAAUUUCAAAAGACAAUUCGAUUUACUCACUUUCAGCAGUAAACAUAUCGUUUGACAUUCCAACUGCUUUCAUCUCUUACACUUCAACUGACCGUUCGACUACUUUAACCGACAACCAACUGCUGUCACUGCUUACAUACCAGCUAACACUCAAAACUCUCUCUUUUUUUACAGGGCUCACACUUCCAACUUGCUCUAGUACUUGAAUUUGUAUGUGCUUUCUUUGUUAACAGUUUAUCUGACAAUUGAACUGUCUUUUUCAGCAUUACACAUGAAAUUUGAAUUGUUUUCAUCUCAUAAACUUCAGUUGCUUUUAUCUUUUACUCGUCAGCUGUCAGUUUAUCCACAUUCAGCACUUGAAUACAAAUAGCUGCCGACAGGGAACAAACUUUAAAAUGAAAUUUCAGCUCUAACACUAACUGUCCUAACCGACGCCUCAACACCUUUCAAUGCUCACACUUCAACAAACAAUUCAAACAAUUUCAGUGAUUCAACUGACACCUUAACUCCUUAAAUCUCAUUUAAUGACAUUUCAAGCUGUUUACAGUGUUUGCACCUGCAGUUUUCAGUGCAAGCGAGCAUGUUUAAUUUACUUCAGAUUUUAAAAAAAAAAUCUAAACCUUAGCUGUGAAUUUUAAAUACUACAACAAACUAGAAACUGCCUUUCUCCUUUUGAAGGUCAGUAACGAUAAUACACAUUUAAAUAACUAAACAUUGACAUUAUGCAGUACUUGGCAGCAACUAUAGAUGAGAGACUGUUCACACCUUGCUCAUUGUUGGUGAGCUGUUCUAUGCAAAUGCACAGAGAGAGAGAUUUUCCUGUCAUUAACAGUUCACUUGCACCUCAUUUUAACUGUAGCAAAGAUGCCAGCUCCUGUGUGGUCGAGAUUUUUUGAUUGUGUGUCAUUUUAACGACCUUGUAUGUCUGUAAAUCUCUGGGUGUAACUGUGUUACAAAGAUGUUUUGUUGAUGAUUCCCACAUACAUGUAGAUGCAUGGUGCCCCAACUGGACUGGUAGGAAAACAGCUGCCCAGCCUUUACAGUGCCUGCAGGCAGCCAAUUAAUGGCAACGCAACUUAUAAUUAUUUUGUGUUUGUAUAUGGGAGUCUGUUUGAUGUUGAAUCUGUUUUUUUAUGUAGAGGAGGUUUUUGUGUUUUCAGUGGAUUCCUUGUUUUUCACCAGUUUGCCUUACAAGGUACUGUAAUGUAUCUUUACUAACUUCCCUGUGAUGUCAGCCAAAGACACAUUAGAAACCUACCUACAACUAGAAGCUUACUAUAUUUGGAAAAAAAAAAAGUUCAUAUAAUUUAAACCACUACAACCACCCUAUUGUUCAAUCAUUUCCAAGUCUUAACCGAGGACCCCAGAAUCCAGGGAUGGACAUGUUUUGUUACUCUGCCCUCUUGUGGCAGAGGAAUGCUUCUACUCAAAGAAUGCUGUCUCAAUUAGUACCAAAUUAUUCCUCCUCAACUCACUUUCACAAUACUGAGCAAGGCCUUUUGUAUUUGCUUCAAUAACAGUCAGUGCAGACAGUCAUGCACAAAAGCUCUUUUGGCUCACGAGUUGCAUUCACCACCAGUAUGCUUUUGUGACAGAGGUCCACUAUUUUGUACCAUAAUAAAUCUUAUAUGAAAAGUAUUUGCUUUACAAGUAGAUAUUGGGUUGGGAUUAUUUUUCUUGUUAGUUAUCUGGAUAUUUAAAGAAACGUAAGUUUGAGCUGUAUCUUGAAAGAAUGUGUAUGUCCCUUUGGUUAUGUCUCAAAUGCCACUGAUAAGGAACUGAGUUCUGUUUGAUGACAUUUGAUCUUGUGUUUAUGUUGCAGGAAAUGCAUUUAUGGGUAAAGCACUGUUUUGUCACUACUUUGGCUCCUGGAUUUGGGAACUGAUAGUUUAGAAAAUAUCCUUAACCAAUCAUAGAUAUUCUGUUCCAAGCCAUUAAAGUUCGCUUUGAUGCCUUGUAAUGGCGCGCAGUCAGCUGUAAUAAACUGACACAUGACUCAA
Messenger RNA from Micropterus salmoides (largemouth bass), 5630 nucleotides. It is a transcript of the gene slc16a4, whose product is annotated as solute carrier family 16 member 4. Gene Ontology annotation, molecular function: monocarboxylic acid transmembrane transporter activity. The transcript has 11 exons. NCBI's taxonomy places the organism in Eukaryota, Metazoa, Chordata, Actinopteri, Centrarchiformes, Centrarchidae. The record is from RefSeq and is a predicted model, not a curated record. Gene Ontology annotation, biological process: transmembrane transport; monocarboxylic acid transport. The coding region runs from base 569 to 2296 and encodes 575 amino acids.